This is a messenger RNA of Striga hermonthica, 291 nucleotides long. Lineage: Eukaryota; Viridiplantae; Streptophyta; Magnoliopsida; Lamiales; Orobanchaceae. The record is from the annotation of a GenBank genome assembly.
GAGGCUGAAAAUAGGGCCAAAACGACGUAUGCAUGGCCUAAAAGACGGGUACAAGAUCGUAUGCGGGGCACUCGAGCACAUGAGAAGUGGCACGUACAAGGCAGUAGACAAAGGCGCGCACACGCGCAUUGGCGUAGACGCGCAUGGCGCUUGGAGAAUAGGCGGAUGGCGCGCGAGGGGGAUUGUUAUGGGCCAAUGAACGCAGGUGCGAGCCAGCAGCGCGCAUCAGGACUUGAUGCGCACAAUUGGUCCAGUGAUCGAGCAAGAGAUACGCGGGCGAUUGGUGCACGG